AUGCUCAAAGAGGUCAAAGAUUCCAUUCCUGGUCUUGUAGAAAUUUGCCUGAUGCACCCCCUCGAUGUGGUGAAAACCAGGUUCCAGAUUCAGAGAUGUUCAACUGAUCCAAACAGUUACAAAAGCUUAGGAGACAGCUUUCGAACAAUUUUCCGAACAGAAGGGUUGUUUGGUUUUUACAAGGGAAUUCUACCACCCAUAUUGGCUGAAACACCAAAAAGAGCAGUGAAGUUUUUCACCUUUGAGCAAUAUAAGAAAUUGCUAGGAUAUGUGUCACUGUCACCAGCAUUGACAUUCGCCAUUGCUGGACUAGGGUCUGGACUAACAGAAGCCAUCGUGGUUAACCCUUUCGAGGUAGUAAAAGUUGGCUUGCAAGCUAAUCGGAACACAUUUACAGAGCAGCCAUCCACUAUGAGCUACGCAAGACACAUCAUUAAGAAGGAAGGCUUGGGAUUCCAGGGCCUCAACAAAGGAUUUACAGCAACUUUGGGACGUCACGGAGUUUUCAACAUGGUUUAUUUUGGCUUCUACUAUAAUGUCAAAAACAUUAUUCCUAUCAAUAAGGAUCCAACCUUGGAGUUUUUGAGAAAAUUUGGGAUUGGUCUUCUCUCAGGCACAAUAGCCUCAGUCAUUAACAUCCCUUUUGAUGUUGCCAAAAGUAGGAUUCAAGGGCCUCAGCCAGUUCCUGGAGAGAUCAAGUACAGAACCUGUUUUAAAACAAUGGCCACAGUCUAUCAGGAAGAAGGGAUUUUAGCUUUGUACAAAGGCCUGCUUCCCAAGAUUAUGAGGCUUGGACCAGGUGGUGCGGUGAUGUUGCUGGUUUAUGAAUAUACCUAUGCAUGGCUUCAGGAGACCUGGUGAUUGCCUAUGAAGUGUUUUUACCCCUGGAGAUAAUGCAUAUUUGCUCUACAGCACCUUGAGAUGAUCAAUCAGCUAAUCUGAUACAGUUAAAAUUAUAAUUUAUGUACAAUUAUAAAAGGGGAAACAAUCUAAGAUCAGAAUCUAUUUUGAUAUUUCAAAAAUUAUCUCUACAUAAUUUGAGAGUGUAGUUAUGGCUAUAUUCAUAAAAUUGUAAGAAUAAAAAUAAUAUAAAGCAAUUAGGUAUGUAAACUGAAUAUAGAAAAAUAGUGUAGAAGUCAUAAAUAUUUCAUAAAAGCAAUAUAAGUUUUGUGACCUCUGUUUUAUUUACAUUGGUUCACAAUGAGAAUCUAUUGUAUUGAUCAUUAUUUUUCCCCAAGAGGCCAAGAAAUGCUUAAAAUAAAAAAAUAAAAAUUAAGCCAAAAUUUAAAGUUUUUUAAGAAUCAAACUCUUCCAUAAAUAAUAUUUAAAAGUCACAAAUAAAGUACUUUAAAGGUGCA
Molecule: messenger RNA, 1358 nt
Organism: Eptesicus fuscus (big brown bat)
Lineage: Eukaryota; Metazoa; Chordata; Mammalia; Chiroptera; Vespertilionidae
Gene: SLC25A21
Product: solute carrier family 25 member 21
Exons: 10
Coding region: 1-861 (286 amino acids)
Biological process (GO): transmembrane transport
Source: RefSeq, a predicted model, not a curated record